GAUUAUAUUUAUACAGUCUCUUUUUUCGAGGAAAUAUAUAGAACGGCCGGCGAUGACUGAGGUGGGUUUAAACUUUAGCUUUUGUGGCGAAGAAGCCAAGUUAUUAACGGAAGCCAACUUCACGAAAUGCGGCCGACAAGUGUUUUGUGGGACUUUGGUGUUUUGCGAAUACGAAGCAAUGAUGAAUACGUCGCUCAAUUUCAACGCAAGUUUGAAGUGUAGCACAGCCGGGCUUAUUAUCAACCUUGUGAUUAUGUCUCUUCUGUCGUUUAUAAUCAUAGUCGGGAACGGGUUGGUAAUUUAUAUUAUGAUCAAGAAAAGACAAUUUCACAAUUUUCAAAUGUGCAAAAUGUCGCUUGCUUUUGCUGAUAUACUUAUGGGGCUCAUAGUAAUACCGGGCCUUAUAGAGAGUAUGGUGCUGAUGUUUUUCCGAGCUAACCCUGAAGGACUUUCAUUCUUGUGUCUGUAUGAAAGGCAAUCGCAGGCUCACAGGGGGAAGAUCGUUUUAUACGGCGGCGCUGCCACGGGAUCUGUCGCCGCGAGUUUGUACAGCCUGCUAGUGCUUAGUGGUGAUCGUUUCUUUGCUGUUGUUCGUCCGUUCAUUUAUCAAAGAGUGAUCGCACCCAAAAGGCACAUUGUAAAGAUCAUUUUAAUUGUCGUGUGGAUGGUUUCCAUUUUCCUGACGUCCAUACCGCUGUUUUGGGAUGACAUCACUUACCGAUUACCGAUAUGGAUGUUCGCUUCCGCACCUUUGGGCAGCCCAUGCAACAUGAUAGCGUCAGUGUUUCCCAUCGUGGUGCUCGCUAUACCGUACGGGGCGACGGUGGGUCUCACACUGGCAACACUGAAGAUUACAACCAGAAACUUGGCAGAGGCAGAAGCGAAACGUGGGAUGGGCAGAGGUAGUUUGGUUCGUAAGGAAAGUUUGGUAUCCACUCGAUUCUCUGCAUUUCAAAAUAAUUCUGAAACAAGACAGUUGAUGAUAACAGUUGCGAUCAUGAUAACCUUUUUCUCCAUGAUGAUGUUACCGUUCACUAUCAUGAUGCCUCUCAUAUAUUCCACCAUCAUGCCAUGCAGGGAACUGAACUGGCUCAAGUUAGUUGCAAGUGAAUUUCUCAUGGCGAACAGCUGCGUAAACUUCAUCGUGUACAAUGUACGUAACAAGGACUUCAGGGAAAGCGUGAAAGCCACGUUGCGUUUGGUGUUUAGAUAUGCAUCUUAUAGGCGCGAUAAACGAAAAUCGUCCAAGUUUCGUAAAUCAGUUCAUCGUAUCAGUCGAAUCGUCCCAUCCUUACCAACAACCACCGAAGUAAAUGAUGAUAUGGAGUCUACAACUGCUUAUCUGCCGAAGCCAAAUAAUUAAUAAUCUUUGGGACUGUGUCUAUAAAAAAGAGCUCGAGUCGUAAUCAGAAGGUACUGGAUUCAAAGCUCGAUGAUGCCAAUCUUUUGGCAUGUGUGCACUUGUAAAAACACCGCAGUAAUUGCUCCAACUCAGAGAUUACUCAUUAGUUGUCCAAGUUAUCGUUUAUUUAUUAAAAGGUGCACAUUUCCUGUGUUUUACUUUUGAGUCGCCUGACACGCGCGAGGGUAGGUAAAUACAAUUUGUUUACUGA
This is a messenger RNA of Ciona intestinalis (vase tunicate), 1613 nucleotides long. NCBI's taxonomy places the organism in Eukaryota, Metazoa, Chordata, Ascidiacea, Phlebobranchia, Cionidae. The record is from RefSeq and is a predicted model, not a curated record.